Macrosteles quadrilineatus (aster leafhopper) is the source of this 5069-nucleotide messenger RNA. Its product is annotated as protogenin B-like. Gene Ontology annotation, molecular function: protein binding. Bases 261 to 3608 code for a protein of 1115 amino acids. The record is from RefSeq and is a predicted model, not a curated record. The transcript has 20 exons. Gene Ontology annotation, biological process: axon guidance; cell-cell adhesion. NCBI's taxonomy places the organism in Eukaryota, Metazoa, Arthropoda, Insecta, Hemiptera, Cicadellidae. Gene Ontology annotation, cellular component: axon; plasma membrane.
AGUAGUACGUACGCUGUGCUGCCAAUUUACCGUCAACGCGCCGUGUGUUGUUAACUUAACUUUGAUAUGUUGCGAACGUUCAAACUUGGCGCGCCAGCUGUGAGGAGGAGGGGGAAUGAAUGAGAUGUCUGCUAGCGCUCCCAGCGGCCUGCGCUGCAGUCGUGCGCGGCAACUUCUAGUGGCAGUGGUGGAGUGUUCAUUUUAUGUGGCGUAUUUCGACCGUGUUCCUAUCAUAAUUGUGUCCAAAUGUGUGUGAAUUUAUGGCGGCGCGAGUGUUACUGCUCAGCGUUUGGUUUGCAGUAGUUCUGUUGACCGGAAGCAGCAAAGGUCUAGAACUGGGGCUGCAGUUCGGAGUGGAGCCUGAGGACCUUGUGGCGAGCCGCAACAAGCCUGCGCUGCUACAAUGUUCCUCUCCCUCUCCCAAUGUCACCUUCCAAUGGACCCUGGACGACAAACUGCUUCCUCUCGUCAACAACUCUCGCAUCCAACUUUCCUCCAACGGAUCACUCAUAUUCAAGAAGUUAUUCCACAAGAAGGCAGGACAUGGAGUUUCUGAUCAGGGAGUUUAUCGCUGCAUCGUCAGGUCCAAUGUUGGUGCGAUCAUCUCCAGGCCUGCAGUGCUGCGGUUUGCCUCAAUGUCUCACGAGUUUGCGGACACCGGCCGCAACACUACGUUGUCCCAAGGAGACCCAUUGUUGCUGCCUUGUACCAUAGACUCUGUACCUGCCGCUGACGUUUCUUGGCUGAAGGACUCACAGCCUCUUCCCAAAGAUCCCAGGCACCUAAUACUCAACAAUGGAACGCUCAUAAUAAACCAACUACGGAAUGAAGACGAAGGAAACUAUAGCUGUGUGGCCGUCAACACCCUACUAGGCAAGUCCCGUCCCAGCAGCUCUGUCAGCGUAAAGGUUGUUCCUCGGCUAGACCCGGCCCCUCUGGAGAUCCUACGACCCGCCGCGCAACAGACCUACGUCAACUGGACCCAGGGAGCUAAUGUUUCUCUGGUGUGUGUUGCCCAGGGGACUCCUCCCCCUUUGGUCAAAUGGACCAAGCAGCUUCUAGAUCAGAGCAGUGUGAUGGUGUCCAACGUAUCAGAAGGAGUCAGCAUCCUGAAGAUAGAAGGGGUUACUGCCUCUCAUGCUGGGGUCUAUUUGUGUGUGGCCUCUCAUGACAAGAAGCUCACUACGGUCUCUGUCACCAAGCAAGUGACGGUGGAGCAGGUGUUGCGGCCGCCAGUUAUAACCAAGAGACCAAAGUCGCAGGAGUUCCCCACUGCCAAGACAGUGAGAUUCCAAUGCGAGGCAGACGGCAACCCUCCCCCAGACAUCAUGUGGUAUAGAGACGGGCAGAAACUGCACAUCAAUGGCCGUAUCAAGCUGAGGAAGGAGCUAGUAGUGAGCAACACAGUCAGCAACGACAGCGGAGUUUAUCAGUGUGUAGCCUCAAACAGCGAGGGAGUGGCGUGGGCCGCAGCGAGGCUACUGGUGAAUGUGUCACGCGACCAGCCGAGGCCGCCCACGCGAGUGUCGUGCGUGCCUGUGUCUACGACAGCUGUGCAGCUUUCGUGGGAACAACCGUCGAAUGCUGGCCUCAAGGCUUUCACCAUCCAUUAUCUGCCCACAGAUGGAGGGGAGGAGCGGAUGAUGGUAGUUGAGAUGAUCAAAGGGAAAGUUAACCAGAGUCUAACUGUGGACAAGUUGCCUCCGUACACCAACUACACCUUCUACGUCAGGUCCUACAACAGCAACGCUGCUUCCGACAACAGUGAGGAGGUUGUCUGUCAGACGGGUCAAAGUGUGCCGCAAUCUAUUCCCGUGACGAGAGUGACGGCGCAAGGACCCAUGACAGUCCAAGUGGAGUGGGAUCCACUGUCUCCUCACGUGGCUCAGGGUCAGGUGACCCAGUACAAGGUGCAGUGGAGGCGCAAACACCAUCCAACCAUCCACGUGGAUCAGGUGCCAGGAGAUAUCAACACCUACGUCAUCACAGGGCUGAUACCAAAUACGGAGUAUGAAGUGAGAGUGCAAGCCGCCACAGUGAAGGGAUGGCCAAGCCUGACUGAACACGAGAUGCCUUGGACCUCGGUAGUGACUCCGCCACAACCCUCCAUAUCUCCCCUGCUGCCCCCACCUACAGUACAGCUGACUGUCAUCAACUCUACCACAAUACAGGUGCGAUGGACCAUGCUGGCAGAGUCUGUGGAAGUGGAAGGCUACCGACUGUCGUAUCGCAAGCACAAUUCUGCCCCGUCCAGUCCCAUCCAACUGCCUUCAAACAGCAGUGAUUACAUGCUGCUUGGACUAGAUCCGCAGACCUGGUACGAAGUGCAAGUGCAAGGGUUUGUAGGAGAAACAGCAGGAGAGGCGGGGGUGAGAGCUAUCCACACAUUGCCUCCACUACACAACGCCACCCCCGCACCUGCUCUUGCCCCGCCUACCAAUCUAGAGGCUAGCCCCGCUUCAGCAUCCGCUAUCAACCUUACCUGGGACAUUCCCCCUGCGUCUCACAACAAUCACAGCUACUACACUGUCAGCUACCUCAUCGUCUCCUCCUCCCCCAGCGAGGAAAACAAUACCAGCUUUCUACACAGUACAAGCAACGGAGUACGAGUGAGUGGACUGAGACCGUACACUCUUUACCAGUUCAAGGUUCGAUCCCACGAUCACAACAAUCGACACAGCGAGUACAGCCAGAUAGUCGAGUGCCAGACCUUAGAAGAUGUGCCGGAGAAGGUGCUGGAAGUCCAGUACAAGCCUCUGAAUACGAGCAGUGUGAAAGUUAUGUGGAAGGAACCGAAUGUUACCAAUGGGAACAUUGUUGGUUACGAAGUGAGCUACGCACGACAGCUGAUGUUGCCCCCGGAAAAGUGGAAGAACGUUACGGUUCACGACACCAAGACCUGGACUGAGGUGUCUGGCCUUUCCCCCAACACCAAGUAUUACAUGGUAGUACGUGGGGCCACGUCAGCUGGGCUAGGAGCCCCUUCAGACCCUAGGGAGGUGUUCAUCCCUGCUAGGGAACGCCCUCACACCAGUCCAGCCCCUACCCCCACCCCUGUCAAUACUACCCAGCCCAAUGAUCAGUUCCUUGGUGUACUGCUGGGCUGUGUGAUAGGAGGUUGUUGUGUAAUUCUGUGCAUGGCCACGCUCAUCUACAGGCGCAAGUGCUCGACGCACGCUCAGUGCCGCACCACCCAACGUGCCUCUAAUGGCGCUCAGUGCUUCCAUUCUACUCCAGAACACCAUGAAAUGCAGUGCCUACCCCAUCACCUCGACACAAAGGGUGGUCAUGCCAAUGGCGAAGUGAAUGGUUUGAAGCUGCCUUUACUGAGUAACGGACGAUUGCCAAACGGACUGGUGACAAGAGAGAGAAGUGUAAGAAUCACAGAAAACCCACAGUUUGAGUGCAGUGUAACAGUUUCUUGUGAGGAACUGCGCCAGCCCAGCGACGAGGGAGACAGCCUGCUGAGUGGCCACAGUCUCAAUGACACUCAACUGACCACAAUCAAUUCACACACACUGACACAGUCUCCGUGCGCGCAGGACAAGCAUGAGCCUGAUGACGGGUUCCAUGAGAGUCACCAGCCGAUGGUGGGGCCUAACGGCUGAGUGCCUCACCUCGCUCCACCCCGCUCCCUCCGCCAAUGCCCCACCUCGCAACAGUGCUACAUCGCAGCCAACAAUCUAUCCACUAUUAUUAUCAUAUAGGCCCUAACAUAAAUUUUAUACAGUAUAUGAGAUGGUUUAUGUUUAGAAUUUCGAAGUAGUUGAACUAAGCAAUAUAGGAAGUGACCUAAACAUAUGGGAUUAGCAUUCCGUAAUCUUAGAGAUUUUUUUUCAAUUUUAUCAUUGUGGAUUUAGUUAAUGUUAAAUCGAGUUUUUUUCACAUAAUCUAACACGAAGCACCGAAAUUAACAAUGUUUCCGCGACGAGGUUGCUUGGUGGUCGGCCGUCUCAUAGCAACCCUUUAGCCAAUCUUGCAAUACAUAACAUAUAACCGUUACCAAAUAUAAGCUAGGGUCCCGGGUGUGAGCCCUUGUUCCUACGUACAACGACACUUGUCGCGACAAGGCUACGCGAGCAGCUUUUAAUGUAGAUUUAUUUUAGAUUAAGUCAAAUAGUGGAUUUUAAGAGAUAAUAGCUUAGACUAUAUUUUUUUUAGAUUUAAUUGUUAAUAAACUUAACGGUGUGAAAGUGAGUGGUGGUCGCGCGUGUGUUGUUUUUAUGUUCGCUGAUACAACAUCGUAAAGUUCAAUUUAUGAAACAGGGAAUUUUUGUAAGACACUCGUCGCAGCUGUUCCGAAAGUUCUACGUGUUCCCUCGAUCGUUCAUAACCUUUUUUUAUAUAUAUUACAUAGAUAUUAAUAAACUGGUACCUGAUUUUAUUUUUUUUACAUUGUUUUUGUAUGAUAGAUGUAUAGUCGUGUAAGCGUUGUUUCUUCUACGUGUGUAUUCUAGACAUAGUACAAAGGGCGAGUCGGACUCGUCCGCUUUUCUUUAUCUCGGUGCUUUAUCGGAUGUUUUGCUUUUCACUAUUUUCAAAGUUAGAUUCGUCUUUGGUGCCUUUCACAAACGAGUAGUAUGAAGGUGACUACAAAAUUAUUGAUCUAUCUACGUUUUUCUUAGUUGUCCGUCCAUUUUGUCGGCCCGGCCCUCAUCGGACUAAUCCGAUACGUCAACAUUCCUUCAGUUGAGAUUCAAUAUUCCAUACAGAGUACCUUGCACCAAACGUUCCUCACAUUGCCACAUACAAAAUACCUCACAACGGUCAUGUUCCACAUUAUUAUUUUAGUCUGCUGUUUAUUGCAGUUUGCCUUUUGUCGUCGAUUUCCAUUCUGUUAAUUCGAAGAAGGUAGAUAUGAAAUUAUCAUGAAGCGACAUUAUUCUCUCUUUUUUAAUUAACUAUUGAUACAUAAUAGUUUUACGAAUUAAUUAUUUUAAACUAAAUAUAUAUUUUCUAUAUUUCUUUUCUCCUACCACAUAACUUUUCAAAGUGGAGUAACUUCAUUUUGAAAUAAACUGACUACUGUGGUUUUUUAUUAUUUUUUCUGCAAAAAAAUUUUAUGGGCA